Messenger RNA from Egretta garzetta (little egret), 2978 nucleotides. Its product is annotated as F-box/WD repeat-containing protein 7. The record is from RefSeq and is a predicted model, not a curated record. Gene Ontology annotation, molecular function: methyltransferase activity; ubiquitin binding. Gene Ontology annotation, cellular component: nucleus; cytoplasm. The coding region runs from base 762 to 2774 and encodes 670 amino acids. The transcript has 14 exons. Gene Ontology annotation, biological process: proteasome-mediated ubiquitin-dependent protein catabolic process; ubiquitin recycling. NCBI's taxonomy places the organism in Eukaryota, Metazoa, Chordata, Aves, Pelecaniformes, Ardeidae.
GCUGGGGGAGCCCUUUGCUGUGCCGCGGCCUGCGGGCCGGGUGGGAGCCUCCUCGCCACGGGAGCCCCCUGCCCCGGGAGCCCCCGGCGCGGGCUGGGUCCAGGCUCUCCCCGUGGAGAGCGUGUCCCUCUGCAGGCAGACCUGCCUGGUUCUGCAGUUUCCGUGUUUCUGGGAUCAGGGGCAGAGCCUCGGGGCUGGUGGCAGGUGACGUUGCACGCUAAGAGCAGAAAAAAACGAGUUCCUGGGUGGAACGGGCGGGAGCAGGGAGGGGUAGAAGCCCGGCUGGUGUGGUCACGAUGGGCUGGAAGCCCUGCCACUCCCCCUUGAUUGACUGUUCAGCUCUGUCAUUUGGACAUGACAGAGCAGGAGGAAAGCCUGCCUGUGGUAGUCACUCGCAGGGUGGCUGAGCUACCGGCGUGACACAGCCGUGAAAAAGAACCGGUGAGAUCGUGGCUGGAAUGCGGUAUCCGUGUUGAAGCAGGCAGAGGAGCAAGGCAGGCGAGAUCGGGGAAAAGGGAGGCUGGCUUGACAAGGCAAGACUAGAAGAGCUUGACUUUUUUUGGCCUGGAAAAGAGGAGGCUGAGAGGGGCAGGGUCACCCACUAUAAAUUUAUGUAAACACAGCAGAGGCAGAAGAGCAAGAGCCAUUUAACAAAAGGACUGCUGGUAUGGGAACAGGAACUGAAGGGCUUCAACUCACUUGAUGAUCUUCUCCAUGUCAAAGGCAUCACCACCCGCAUCUUGGAGCUGAACAGCCAGCGGAUGACUUGCAGGAGGAGGCCGGGCAGCGAGGAAUCUGUGAGGGCGAGCCCUGGUCUGCAGGGGAACAGUAAAGCUCCUGUGCCUCAGGUGGUGCCUGAGGAGGAGGAGGACGUUUCAGGCCCCUGGGAGCCGGCACACUCUGCGAAAGGGAGCCCUGGGUCAGGACCUGAGGCUGAUGGCUCCAGUGGGCGAGGGGCGCCGGAGCGACUCAGCUCCACAGUCUGCGGGGAGCAGGAGGAGGAGGAGGAGGAAGAAGAGGAAGAGGGGAGCUGCUACAGCGAGGAAGGGGAGGAUGGCAGCAACGUCUACUUCUAUUACACCAUUGGAGAGCGCUGGAUAGACUACCUGCAGCGGACAGAGGAUGGUGGCCUCCUCCGUCACGUGCGGCCCAAGAUGAAGCGGAAAUCGGAGAACGGCCUGGAUGGGAGGGCCCUUUCCCCGGGUAAAAAGCUGUGCAAGGGCUCUGAGUACAGCAGGACGCUGGGUCCCUGCAUGCCCAGUCCCACCACCACCUUUGGGGACCUGCGCAACGCCAAAGCGGGCCAGGCACGGCGCCGCCGCAUCCCCUCGGUCGCCCCUCCGCCCGAGCUGCAGGACUGGCUCCGCACCUUCCAGCGCUGGAGUGGCCCAGAGAAGCUGCUUGCUCUGGAUGAGCUCAUUGAUCGCUGCGAGCCCUCCCAGAUCAAGUACAUGAUGCAGGUCAUUGAACCCCAGUUCCAGAGAGACUUCAUUUCCCUGCUGCCCAAGGAGCUGGCGCUCUAUGUCCUCUCGUUCCUGGAGCCACGGGACCUGCUCCGUGCUGCCCAGACCUGCCGCUACUGGAGGGUCUUGGCUGAAGAUAACCUGCUUUGGAGAGAGAAAUGCCGCGAAGAAGGCAUUGAGGAGCCCUUGAACCUCAGGAAGCGGCGCCUACUGAGUCCUGGAUUCAUGUACAGCCCCUGGAAAUUUGCCUUCAUGCGGCAGCACAAAAUUGACAUGAAUUGGCGCAGCGGGGAGCUUAAAGCCCCUAAGGUGCUGAAGGGACAUGACGAUCACGUCAUUACCUGCCUGCAGUUCUGUGGCAACCGGAUAGUCAGUGGCUCGGAUGACAACACGCUCAAAGUGUGGUCUGCUGUCACGGGGGAGUGUGUGCAGACCCUGGUUGGCCACACAGGGGGGGUGUGGUCUUCCCAGAUGAGGGACAGCAUUGUCAUCAGCGGCUCCACCGACCGGACCCUCAAAGUGUGGAAUGCAGACACGGGCGAGUGCGUGCACACGCUGUACGGGCACACGUCCACAGUGCGCUGCAUGCACUUGCAUGGGAACAGGGUUGUGAGCGGCUCACGGGACGCGACUCUGCGCCUCUGGGACAUCGAGACGGGGCAGUGCCUGCACGUGCUGAUGGGGCAUGUGGCCGCCGUGCGCUGCGUGCAGUAUGAUGGGCACAAGGUGGUGAGCGGCGCGUACGACUACACGGUGAAAGUGUGGGACCCCGAGAGCGAGAGCUGCACUCACACGCUGCAGGGACACACGAACCGCGUCUACUCCUUGCAGUUUGAUGGGAUGCACAUCGUGAGCGGCUCGCUGGACACGUCGAUUCGAGUGUGGGACGUGGAGAGCGGAAACUGCCUGCACACCCUCAUGGGGCAUCAGUCGCUCACAAGCGGCAUGGAGUUACGUGACAACAUCCUUGUGUCUGGCAACGCCGACUCCACAGUCAAGAUCUGGGACAUCAAAACGGGCCAGUGCCUGCAGACGCUGCAAGGGCCCAGCAAGCACCAGAGUGCUGUGACCUGCCUGCAGUUCAGCUCCAAGUUUGUGGUGACCAGCUCGGAUGAUGGCACCGUCAAGCUCUGGGACCUCAAGACGGGCGAGUUUGUGCGCAACCUGGUGGCGCUGGAGAGCGGGGGCAGCGGGGGCGUGGUGUGGCGCAUCCGUGCCUCCAACACCAAGCUGGUGUGUGCGGUGGGCAGCCGCAAUGGCACGGAGGAGACCAAGCUGCUGGUGCUGGACUUCGAUGUGGACCUGAAAUGAACCUGGCCAGUCCAGGCUGGGGUGGAGGAUCCCGCGGGCUGGGCAUAGCAGCUGGUCUUGGUGGGGCUGGCCCCAGAGCAGGCGCUAGCUCCCCGCGGACUGUAAAUACUGUUUGGAGCUGUCUGGGCCUUAUUUAUAUAUGUGUGCACUCCCUGGGGGGAGCCCGCGCCCGGCUGGGGCACUGUACAGAGGAAGCAGCAUGUU